AUGUUUCUCGGCAUAGUAGAUGAAGAAACAGAUAUUGAUAUUGCCACUAGUUGCCCCAUUCAAGAAGUGCCAAAAUUAUUCCCUGAUUGUGUUUAUGUAGGCAUGGCUUUCGGAGUUUAUGGUAUUUACAAAGAAGGGAGGCACCCUAGUAGUAUUAAAGCAGUUUCAGUUAAGGAAGAUGCCAAAAGAAGAGGUUUCACUAUUAACGCCUUAUAUUAUGACCCUACGACUAAUAAAAUUCUUGAUUUUGUAGGAGGCAAGGAUGAUUUACAAAAAAAGUUAAUUCGAGUAGUGGGUAAUCCAAAAGAUAGAUUUAGAGAGGAUAAGUUAAGAAUGAUUAGAACAGUUCGUUUGCUCUAUCAGUUAAAUGGCAAAUUGUUUCCGGAACAAACCUCUUUGAUUUUCAAUCCAACUCAAGGAAUGUUUAGUUUAGAGAAAAAAACUGAAAGAACAAUUAAAUAUUUAACCAAAGAACUUUUACCAGCAGUUAGUUAUGAAAGGAUUUGA
Ambispora leptoticha is the source of this 507-nucleotide messenger RNA. The record is from the annotation of a GenBank genome assembly. NCBI's taxonomy places the organism in Eukaryota, Fungi, Glomeromycota, Glomeromycetes, Archaeosporales, Ambisporaceae.